AUAUAUAUUUUAGUCAGUGACAUUUCCUUCUGACGUCUACGACGGCGAUCACGACCACGACAUUUAUUUAGCCUUUUUCUGUAGUUAUUUCCGUGGAUAAAAUCGCAUUUAUUAUUAUUAUUUAUUGGUAAAACCAUUUAAUUCAUAUCCAGGGAGCCAACUACUUGAAAGUUAGAUGACAUGUGUAGCCGUUUAGUAAUACGAUAGCAUUUCAGGCUGGAAAAUAACCCGUUAAACCAGAGAAAUUGUUGAGUUAUCAGAAUCUUUAUGGCAACAGAUGUAUCAAGGCUGGCAGCAGCGUCACCCGUAUCAUUUUUGCACCCAUGGUUGAAUACUUCCUGGAAGCAUUAUGAAUAGUGACCCCAUUGUCCAGUUCUUCAUUAUAUUGGUCCUUGGUUUGUUGCUAUGGCAAUGCGUCAUAAUGCAUGAAUUCAACAUUUUUGUACAAUCGCAACCGUUGUGACGUUGUUCAGUAUAAAUAAAAUAAACAACAAGUGUUGACAUUCCAAAGAGGAGGGAGGCGCCGGCGAUUUGUAAGCACAAGCUGAAAUCAAUGUUCUGCAAUUUAAGUGCAUGACUAUACGGUCUGAAGAUCUGAAAAUAACGGUGCUUGUGUGUGCAGCUGUGGCUGAAAAGAUAUAAGGACAUUACACUGUACACUGCUCAAGCAAGUCAGAUGAAAACAUGGACAGAAGAAGACCAUUAUACCCCAAUAUGGACAGUUUCCCAGCUCGGAUAAGCUACCAGUCCAGGCAGAACACUGACAAUCUCCAAGAGAAGAACUGGAGCUUGGAGAAAGAGAAGGUGUAUGGACAGGAUUUGGUCCAGAAUGGUGGGAAGACCACUAGGGAACAGACCAGCAAUGGCUUCGUCAAACAGUUGUCCAUUAAGGAAAUGAUGUCAUCCAUGAGCCAACAAAGUGUGGAGAUGGAGGGAGAUGAAGUAAUGACCAAACUGCGCAGGCUGACAGCAGAGAGGGACAGCCUGCGGGAGCAUCUGAAGACUUCACAGGCCUUCCAGGAGCGCACCUUGAGUGAACGGAUGUACCUCAUAAAGCGGGUGGAGGACCUGCAGGGCACCAUUCUCAGAAAAGUGGUUGUCUCAGUGGAGACUCCUGGUGGUGAGUGUUACUCUUUGCCACACUGCUUUCAGCUGGACCAGGAGCACAGUGACUACACGAGCAAGCAGUCCGCAAUGGAGGAGCACAUGCUGAGUCUGGAGGGGCAGGUGCACACCUUGGAUCGCAAGCUGAAUGCCACUGAGGAGGACCUGAAAAAGGCCAAGGCAGAGUGUAGCUCACUGAGGCAGCUGAAGACUAAGGCAGAGAAUUCCUUCAGUGACAGGCAGCGAAAUCUGAUGGCCAUUAUCAGGGAGCUGCAGAACGUUGAGGAAAGAAAAAAGCAGCUAGAAGAGAGGAAUGAGUCACUGUCCAAACAGGUCAGUUGUCUCACUGAGGAUGCACGUAGCUUACAUUCUGCAGUCUUCCAGCUCAACCAGGACAAAGACUUUCAGCGGAAACAGUUGGAUGAUAAGGAGAAAACUAUUGUAAAUCUGAAGCUCAAGGUGGAGCAACAAGCGACAGCAACAGAGAGUCUGCAGCAGGUCUUGAGAGGCAGAGACCAGGAGCUGGAAGCCAUGAGGAGGAAUCUGACUGAGGCAGUGGAAAACCUGAACACUGCUAUGAGAGAGAAGGAAGGCAUUCUUCAGACAAAUUCCCAACUCAGAGAUAACCUGGACAAAGCCUAUUUGGAUCAAAAGGCCCUGCAGCGCAUUGUAGAGGGGUCCAGCCAGGAAAUGGAGGCCUUGCAGAAAAGGCUGCAGGAAUACAUCAGUGAGAGCUCCAACAAAAACAAAAUCAUGGUGUCCAAGGACAAAGUAAUUGAACGUCUGCAGCUAAUGGUUGAGGAUCUGGGCGAAACGACAGAGAGCCUACAGCAGGGCAUGGACAGAGGAGAGGAAGAGAUGGAAGCUGUGCAGAGGAAAUUAAUGGACACAGAGGAAACCCUGGAUAAAGUACUGAAAGAGAAGAAGUCCAUGCUGGAAGUAAAUGAUCAACUCAGAGAUAACCUUAACAAGGCCCAGCUGGAUAUCCAGGCCCUGCAGAGUAUGAUAGAGGAGUCAAACCAGGAACUAGAAGAGCUGCGAGGGAAACUGCGGGAUUAUAUUAUGAACAUGUCCUGCCUUGAGGAGCAGCUGUCCUACAAAGACAAAGUUAUUGAUAGCAUGCAGAUGACGGUUGAGGAGCAGGACGAAAUAACAAAGAGUAUGCAGCAGGCCAUUAACAGAGGGCAGCAGGAUCUGGCAGCUGUGGAAAGAAACCUGAGUGACUUAGAAGAAAAACUAGACUUUGUUAUUAAUGAGAAGGAGGCCAUGCUGCUAGAAAACAUUGAAGUCAGAGGGAACCUGGACAAGGCCAGUUCAGAUGCCCAGGCGAGUGAGACUGUUAAAGUAUCCAAAUUUGUGUAAUACAUUGUGCAGUGUGAAUACUUUCAAUUGUCUGGAUAGUUGACAGAUCAGUUGAUUCUGGCUU
Molecule: messenger RNA, 2530 nt
Organism: Anguilla rostrata (American eel)
Lineage: Eukaryota; Metazoa; Chordata; Actinopteri; Anguilliformes; Anguillidae
Product: testis-specific gene 10 protein-like
Exons: 17
Coding region: 685-2466 (593 amino acids)
Source: RefSeq, a predicted model, not a curated record